Messenger RNA from Sardina pilchardus (European sardine), 4731 nucleotides. RefSeq lists its product as uncharacterized. Gene Ontology annotation, molecular function: protein binding. The record is from RefSeq and is a predicted model, not a curated record. Gene Ontology annotation, biological process: intracellular signal transduction. Lineage: Eukaryota; Metazoa; Chordata; Actinopteri; Clupeiformes; Clupeidae.
AUGACAGUGAUCUGGGAGAAUUCCCGGGAUGAGGACCUGAGGAGAGUUAUAAAGAAUCACAAAGCCAGUCUGAAGAAGAGGUUUGAGAACAUCUCUGAAGGCAUCAUCAAACCAGGAGCUGAGAUACUCCUCAAUAAGAUCUACACAGAGCUCUACAUCACAGAGGGAGAGAGUGAAGGGGUGAACAAGGAACAUGAGGUUUGGCAGGUAGAGUCAGCGUCCAGAUCUCAAUCCACAGAAGACAUACCAAUCAACUGCAACGACAUCUUCAAGCCCUUACUUGGACAGGAGAAGCACAUCAGAACUGUGAUGACCAAAGGUGUUGCUGGUAUUGGAAAAACUGUCUCAGUGCAAAAGUUCAUUCUUGAUUGGGCAGAUGGGGUGGCCAAUCAGGAUAAAGAUUUUAUGUUUCCCCUUUCUUUCCGUGAGCUUAAUUUAGUCAGGGGUGAUCAGUAUAGUCUUCACAGCCUCCUGCUUGACUUCCACCCUGAGCUGAAGGAGUUGAAUGAUGGUGAAGGAUACAAAGACUGUCAGGUUGUGUUCAUAUUUGAUGGUUUGGAUGAGAGUCGGUUGACUCUGGACCUGGACCUCAUUCAGGGACCUCUGCUUCCCUCUGCACUCAUCUGGAUCACCUCAAGACCAGCUGCAGCCAGUCAGAUUCCUGCUCAGUUCAUUGACCAGGUAACAGAAGUACGAGGAUUCAAUGACCCACAGAAGGAAGAAUACUUCAGGAAGAGAAUCAGAGAUGAGAGUCAGGCCAACAGAAUCAUCUCACACAUUCAGACAUCCAGGAGUCUCCACAUUAUGUGCCACAUUCCAGUAUUUUGUUGGAUUGCAGCUACUGUACUUCAGCAGAUGCUGGAAAGGAAAAACAUCAAAGACAUUCCCAAAACGCUGACUGAGAUGUUCAUACACUUCUUGCUCAUCCAAACAACAAGAAAGGAUCAGAAGUAUCAGAGUGGAUCUGAAAAAGAUACAAAGAAACUUCUGGAAUCUCAGAGGAUCAUUUUACUUAAGCUGGCAGAACUGGCUUUCAAGAAUUUAGAGAAUGGCAACCUCAUGUUUUAUGAGGAAGACCUGAGAGAGUGUGGCAUUGAUGUCAGUGAAGCCUCAGUGUACUCUGGCAUGUGCACUGAGAUCUUCAAGACAGAAAAUGUGGAAUUUCAAAACAAGAAGGUCUACUGCUUUGUGCAUCUGAGUGUCCAGGAGUUUCUGGCAGCGGUGUUUGUGUUUCACUCGUAUUUGGCUAAGAAACUUGAGGCAUUGAAAUGCUUCCUCGGUGAAAAGGAAAGAGAUGAACUCAAUCCAUCAUUUUUAUCUUCUCUUCAAUCAGCACUAGGAUUAAAAGACAAUUUACAUAUAUUACUUAAGAGUGCAGUUGAUAAGGCAUUGGAGAGCCAGAACGGACACCUGGAUCUCUUCCUUCGCUUUCUAAUGGGCGUUUCUGUGGAGAGAAAUCACAAACUUCUGCAAGGUCUACUGAGCAACACACACAACAGUUCUUAUAGUAUCAAGGAAACAUGUCAGUACAUGAAGAAGCUCAACAGAGAAGGUCUCUCUCCUGAACGAUGCAUCAAUCUUUUCCACUGCUUAUUUGAAAUGAAUGAUGAUUCCAUGCACAAAGAAAUUCAGACAUUUCUGUCAUCACCAAAGAACAUCAAACAGGAGUUGUCUCCUGCCCACUGUUCAGCACUGGCCCACAUGCUUCUGAUGUCUGAGGAUGUGCUGGAUGAGAUUGAGCUGAAGAAAUACAACACAUCAGAUGAGGGACAGGAGACUGAUCCCAGCUCUCUGACUUCAAACCCCUCCCAUCUAAAGGAGCUGGAUCUGAGCUGCAAUCAUCAUGGAGAAUCAGGACUGAAGCUGUUAUCUGCUAGACUGGAGGAUCCUGCCUGUAAACUGGAGAUACUUAAGUUAAGAGCUGAACUGACCCAGGAUCUAGGACCCAGGAGACACCUGCACACUGAACAUACACCAGGCAGAAGGAGGGAACUAGAUGAGAACCUGAGGAGAAUUAUAAAGAAUCACAAAGCCAGUCUGAAGAAGAGGUUUGAGAACAUCUCUGAAGGCAUCAUCAAACCAGGAGCUGAGAUACUCCUCAAUAAGAUCUACACAGAGCUCUACAUCACAGGAGGAGAGAGUGAAGGGGUGAACAAGGAACAUGAGGUUUGGCAGGUAGAGUUAGCAUCCAGAUCUCAAUCUUCAGAAGACAUACCAAUCGACUGCAACAACAUCUUCAAGCCCUUACCUGGACAGGAGAAGCACAUCAGAACUGUGAUGACCAAAGGUGUUGCUGGUAUUGGAAAAACUGUCUCAGUUCAGAAGUUCAUUCUUGAUUGGACAGAUGGGUUAGCCAAUCAGGAUGUAGAUUUUAUGUUUCCCCUUUCUUUCCGUGAGCUUAAUUUAGUCAGGGGUGAUCAGUAUAGUCUCCACAGGCUCCUGCUUGACUUCCACCCUGAGUUGAAGGAGCUGAAUGAUGGUGAAGAAUACAAAGACUGUCAGGUUCUGUUCAUCUUUGAUGGUUUGGAUGAGAGUCGGUUGACUCUGCACCUGAAGCAAAACAGUAAGUUGUCUGAUGUGAAACAAACAUCAUCAGUGAAUGUUCUGAUGACGAGCCUCAUUCAGGGAACUCUGCUUCCCUCUGCACUCAUGUGGAUAACCUCAAGACCAGCUGCGGCCAGUCAGAUUCCUGAUCAGUUCAUCGACCAGGUAACAGAAGUACGAGGAUUCAAUGACCCACAGAAGGAAGAAUACUUCAGGAAGAGAAUCAGAGAUGAGAGUCAGGCCAACAGAAUCAUCUCACACAUUCAGACAUCCAGGAGUCUCCAAAUUAUGUGCCACAUUCCAGUCUUUUGUUGGAUUGCAGCUACUGUACUUCAGCAGAUGUUGGAAAAGAAAAACAUCAAAUACAUUCCCAAAACGCUGACUGAGAUGUUCAUUCACUUCUUGCUCAUCCAAACCACAAGAAAGGAUCAGAAGUAUCAGAGUGGAUCUGAAAAAGAUACAAAGAAACUUCUGAAAUCUCAGAGAAUAAUUUUACUGAAGCUGGCAGAACUGGCUUUCAAGAAUCUAGAGAAUGGCAACCUCAUGUUUUAUGAGGAAGACCUGAGAGAGUGUGGUAUUGAUGUCAGUGAAGCUUCAGUGUACUCUGGCAUGUGCACUGAGAUCUUCAAGACAGAAACUGUGGAAUCUCAAAGGAAGAAGGUCUACUGCUUUGUCCAUCUGAGUGUCCAGGAGUUUCUGGCAGCUGUGUUUGUGUUUCACUCGUAUUUGGCUAAGAACUUUGAGGAAAUUAAAUGCUUCCUCUGUGAAAAGGAAAGAGAUGAACUCAAUCCAUCAUUUUUAUCUAAUGUUGUAUCAGCAUUUGGAGGACAAACUCAAGACAACUUGCAUGUUUUACUAAAGAGGGCAGUUGAUAAGGCUUUGGGGAGCCAGAAUGGACACCUGGAUCUCUUCCUUCGCUUCCUUAUGGGCAUUUCUCUGGAGAGAAAUCACAAACUUCUGCGAGGUCUACUGAACCGCACACACAACAGCUCAGAUAGCAUCAAGGAAACAUGUCAGUACAUGAAGGAGCUCAACAGAGAAGGUCUCUCUCCUGAACGAUGCAUCAAUCUUUUCCACUGCUUAUUUGAAAUGAAUGAUGAUUCCAUGCACAAAGAAAUUCAGACAUACUUGUCUUCACCAAAGAACAUCAAACAGAAGUUAUCUCCCGCCCACUGUUCAGCACUGGCCCACAUGCUUCUGAUGUCUGAGGAUGUGCUGGAUGAGAUUGACCUGAAGAAAUACAACACGUCAGAUGAGGGACGCAGGAGACUGCUCCCAGCUGUGAGGUGCUGCAGAAAGGCACGACUUUCUGAAUGCAAACUCUCAGAGAAGUCCUGUGGAAUUAUGGCUACUGUUCUACAGUCACCAAACUCCCUGAUAGAGCUGGACCUGAGUCACAAUAACUUGGGAGAUUCUGGAGUCCAUCUUCUCUCUAAGGGACUGUCUAGUCCCCACUGCAAACUGCAGACCUUAAGACUUGCUGAAUGCAAACUCUCACAGAAGUCCUGUGGAAUUGUGGCUGCUGUUCUACAGUCACCAAACUCCCUGAUAGAGCUGGACCUGAGUCACAAUGACCUGGGAGAUUCUGGAAAUCAGCUUCUCUCUAAGGGACUGUCUAGUCCCCACUGCAAACUGCAGACCAUAUUAGGCGUGAGGCCAGAGGCCAAGCACAUUUCCUGUGAGUUCACACUGGACCCAAAGACGGCACACAAAGAACUCCUUCUGUCUGAGGGGAACAGGAAGGUGACGCGGGUGAGUGAGGAGCAGCCGUAUCCUGACCACCCAGACAGAUUUACUCACUGGGAACAGGUGCUGAGCAGAGAGCCUCUGACUGGACGCUGCUACUGGGAGUGGGAGUGGAGUGGGGACCGUGUUGAAGUGGGAGUGGCCUAUAAAAGCAUCAGCAGGAGUGAAGGGAUCAGAUACUCUGCCACGGCCUGGAGUCUGCUCUGUUACAGUCACACAUACGUAGCCUGGUACAAUGGAAAAAACAAUGACCUACGCGUCCGCCCCAAAGGCUCCAUGAGAGUAGGAGUGUAUGUGGAGCGUGAGGUCGGCACUCUGUCCUUCUACAGGGUCUCCUCUGAUACUCUCACACACCUGCACACCUUCACCACCACAUCCACUAGUGAGCCCCUACAUGCAGUGAUUUGGGUUGGUAAUGACUCAUCAGUGUCUCUGAUCUAG